This is a messenger RNA of Drosophila bipectinata, 1466 nucleotides long. Its product is annotated as transcription factor Ouib. Gene Ontology annotation, biological process: regulation of transcription by RNA polymerase II. Gene Ontology annotation, molecular function: DNA-binding transcription factor activity, RNA polymerase II-specific; zinc ion binding. Lineage: Eukaryota; Metazoa; Arthropoda; Insecta; Diptera; Drosophilidae. The record is from RefSeq and is a predicted model, not a curated record. Gene Ontology annotation, cellular component: nucleus.
UGGGAACGUUGCCACUGGUCACACUUGAUAACAAUAUUCUAUUUGUUUACAUUCGGAGGAGGAUCCUUAAAUACAGAAUUGAAGGCUAUUUUCGCCAGGAUGAAUGCACCCAUGGUGCUGGUACAGUGCCGGGUCUGCCUGGGGGAGUGUGAGGAUAAUGUGAUGAGAUCUUUGUUUGAGGAAGAAGAUCCACUCAUCGAGCAGGUGGAGAACUGUUGUGGCAUCAAGAUUCGCCAGUCUGACAAUCUUCCUGCCAAGGUCUGUUUCAGCUGCUGCGAGUUCGUCCGUAUGUGGCAGAACUUUCGCCAGAUGUGCCUCAACUCGCAGGUUUUCUGGGAGACGAGUUGUCCGGUGGAGGAGCGGCCCGAGGAAAUGCAGCAAGUCAGCGAUGCUGAAUACAUGGAGUACCUGUACGAUAAUCUCAAACUCAUUGUGGCGGCGGAGAACGACUUUAAGGUAGAGAACCUUCUGAACGAGGGGGUGGACGUUAUCUUGGAGGAAUCUUCGCCGCCACCGGAUGAGAUUGAUGUCAACGAUCUAAUAGUGGACGCGGAUACAAAUGAGAAUGCAUCACCUGCCGAAAUCCUUGAUGCUCCUCUGGAUGCUUAUGAAAAUGAUGCAGAGGUGUGCGAGGAUGUAGAGUUUGAAAGCCAGACCGCCGAUGAUUCUUCCCUUAUAACGGAUGCCUACUUCGAGGUGGACUUCGAGGAAGAGGAACUAAAAGAUGAUGAUGACUUCCUAUCAUCCACACCGUCGCCGGAUCCAAAGAGCAGCUCAAGUGUAAAACGAAAGGCUGGCAGGCCCCGCAAACCAGACACUGAACUGAAACACAAACGAAAGGACCCAAAGUCGAAGCUCAAAGCGAGUUCUCAGAGCCAAAGCGAUGACCAGCCUUCAAAGUUUAUGUGUAAUCUAUGCGGCAAUAUCUAUUCAAAGAAGUCAUCUUUCACGGCCCAUAUGACGGCCCACACGAACUACAAGCCCCACCAGUGCGAAAUCUGCCUCAAAUCCUUUCGACAGAUGGGUGAGUUGCGGGCCCACAUACGUCGGCAUACUGGCGAGCGUCCCUACAAGUGCAUGUACUGCGAACGUUACUUCUAUGACCGAAGCGAAAGGGUUCGCCACGAGCGUGUGCAUACCAACACACGACCCUACGCUUGUCAGGAGUGUGGCAAAAGCUUUACGCACACGGCCAUUCUUAAGAACCACAUCCUGGUCCACUCGGGCGAGAAAAACUAUAACUGUGCCAUUUGUUCGAAAUCAUUCACCCUGAUGCAUCAAUUGAAGGCCCAUCUGCAGACACUCACUCACAAAAGCAAAGAGGAAGAGACUCUGGCCAACGCCUCAGAUGUAAUACAAAGCUAAUUAUUUAAAAUACUUCCUAAGCUAGGCUUGUGUACUUUAAGCUAGAUAAAACAGAGAAAAAGACAAUUAAUGUAAUUAUUAAUAAAAUUUAUACUAUUGUA